AAGAGUCAAAAUUUGUUUGAAAAAAUUUUCAGAGAUAUCAAAAAUUAAUCACGUAUACAAGAUUAAUGUUUACAUACCUCAAGUUGAUCUGACACGAAGAAGAAGUGUAGAAACGCAAUCCGCAGCAGCAAUAUUCAGGAUAGCGUUAAAUUUUUUUUUGGCAGCGUUGUUCACUAAAUCGUCACAGUGUGUGGAUUAGGGCGAAUCCUCGGCUACAUCGGCGGACGACCGUCGGUGGGGGCCACCAAUAUGUCGCAGUCAGGGUCAGGUGGACUGAACAACGUUCAAGAACAAAAUCAAGCUGGACAAACGAGCGACAAUCAACAGACUUGCCAGAACGGUCGCGCUGAACUGCUCGCCGAUUCUACGAAACAGGAUCUUUCAAACGGUUUCGAGAAUCGAACGAUGGAUUACGAGAGAUUUACUCAAGAAAAAACACAGAAUACCUCAGGACCAGUUCAGGAUCAGCAACCGCAACAGACUUCACAACAGCAACAACUUGCUCAUCCAAUAGCACAAUAUCCGUCGGGAAGAAGGCAAUCCGUAGGAUUACCGGAUGAUAAACACCCUUUAACUGGUCAAUUGCCACCUCCGCAAUACCAGGAGAAAAGUAAUACAGACAGACCUCAACAUGUGUCUCAAACCAGUACUCAAACGGUACCAGUGCAAGCGUAUCCGCAGUUCGCUUCCGAUUACGAACAAAAUCAAUAUUCGCAGAUACGGGGACAAUUUGAAGUCAGAUCGCAGAUCUAUCCUCAAACGCAAUAUUCCGAUAGAGCUGGUUAUGUAACGAGAGACGUCACUUAUCGCGAUCCGAGUCUCUACAGUCAGAGCGGUGCGACCAAUCCCAUGUUCACCGGGCAAGGCCAAUACGUAACAGUUCAACAUGGUUCACAGAUUCCUUCACAGUCCGCCAGUCCGCAACCGCCAUAUUACUCGGGUGUAGUCGUACCACAACCGCCGAGUUAUACUCAAUUCGGCACGCAGCCGCAAUAUUCUUAUAGUCAAUAUCCGCAGACGGUGAUGAACGCCGUGCCGUACAAUCCGCACACCGGCUCCAUUUAUCCUGCUCAACAAUAUCCCAGUCAGCAGUCGCCGAAUCCGCAGAGAUUCUCGCAAGAAAUCGGCCAGUAUCAGACACAACCGAUUAUUCAGCCGAUUGCUCAAAAUGUGACGCACGGGAUCGCUAUCCAGACGACGGAACGACCUUGCCGAGGACCGAAACCAAUGGUGCCGCCUCGUGGCAAUUCCAAGAUCACCACCCACGAUCCUGGACAUCGAAAAUCCGCGAGCGUUGACGUGCCGGCGUUGCAAAAGGCGAAGUAUGAGUUGACGCAGACUGCUCAACAGGAUUCGAUUCAUCGUAGCGAUGGCGCCAUAAUUAUGACGAACGCGCCGAUCGGCUCGGAUACGUCGGAGAGAAGAUAUCUAACUGCAAUUAAUCAAAAUCCUAGGACAAGACAAGACGGUCUGUAUGUAGAUGCAAACGGUGAUCAGUCGGGCAGAGAGAAGCUUGUCGAUGGUACAAUAGCUACGGAAUGUGGUUUAUACGUGUCAAGAUCGGAGCAUAGGAAAUCUAUAUCGGUCGAUGUGACUACCAGCUUUCCAAGACGUAAUGACACGAUAACCUUUACAUUUCCCGGCGACAGUAAUCAAGAGAUUAUGUCGGGAAGAAAAACUACUGCAGUAGACGCGAAGAGAGUCGAGACUAAUCAAAUGUUUCCAGCUGAUCAAAGAAGACUGGAUGCGGGUCUGCGUGUAUCGCCGAUGGCGUUUGAUACGAGACAAGAAAAUAGAAAGAGUAUAGGGGCCGAUAGAAAGGUCGAAUGGGGUAACGUGAGUCCGAAUCAGAGAAACGCCAUUCCUUCAGAAAAUAGACGCUCGGAUUAUUUCGAAGAACACCGAAGAUCGCCCAUGAAUCUGGAAGGUAAAAGAAUAGAGGAUGUAAGAAGGUCGCCUAUGCCGUUUGUACCAAUUCGUGAAACGUCUGUCGAUCGCGCCGGACAGAAAAGUCCUUCGUUCGUUAGCCAAAACUUCGAGAAGACUAGACAGGAGCUGGCGAUCUGGGCAGAACAACGUCAGCGACAAGAACACGAAAGAAUGAUGCAAGGUCCGAUAUUUACGACAAGUCCUCGUUCUCGUAAUCCUUCGGAGGAAAGAAGAGAUAUCAGGUCGAUUCAUCCGUUAGAUGAUCGAAAAGACUCGAGAAUGUCUCAAUCGGCCUUUCAACCUAUUCCUAAUAUUAGUCAGAGUACUAUAAUGGAGCAACGCCGACACCUGAGACACGUUAGCGCCGAUCUGACGAAACACAUGGAACUUUCGAGGAAAGAUUUUGAAGAGCAACCUAUUACAGGAUCCGUAGUAAAUCUGGGAUCGGUAGCCAGUACUGCUUCAUCGCAGAGAGCUAGUCCGAAUAUUUGUCAUCAAUAUCCAGCUCUCAGCGAGGCAAAAUUAGACACGAAAACCGUGUUGACUGUCGUAACUGAUUUUGGCGAGUCGAUUACAAACAAACCGACUGAUCAAGUUGAUCACAUAAUUCAUAGUCAUCGUAAAAGUCAUAAUACUGCCUCUAAUUUACUCACUCACAGUAAAAGCCAGACGGAAAAUUUGCAGAAUACAUUGGAGAAUCAGAACGAGAAAACAGAUUCUCUUCAGGUUCAGCAACAAUUGCAGAAUCAGCAGAGUCUCGAUUUAAUCUCUGAAAAAUUAAGCCAAUUCGAACGUCAACAGAGCGACCUCCAAGCCAAGUUGCAGUGUCUUCAGAAUCAGAAUCAAAUUCUGGACAAGGUGGCGCAGUUUCAGCAUCAGCAGAGCGAUCUUCAAAUUCGGCUGCAAAGUUUGCAAAAUCAAGGUCAAUUAAACGAUAAGACUCACAAAAUGUCCGGCGAUUUUUCGCAACUUCCGAGCUUGACAAGUGAUACACAUCAGGUUCAAGCGAGUCCUCUUCCAAAUCAUCAAGAACAAUUAUCGGACAAAUCUUGCUCGACUCAUCAACCAGCGCACGGCCUUCAUCAGACACUUCUGACUACUGUGUAUCCGCAAAGUGCCACCCUCCAAGCCUGCCAAUCGUCUGUGUGUGAGAAACUGACGUCCCGCGUACAACACGACGUUUCCGAUCCGAAUUCCAUUCAGAUACCGAACAUGUCGCAAAUGCCAUUACCGUGCCUCCCGCAAUUCGAUCGCGCCGACGCGUCGCGUACUUCGUUCUCCCAGUUUCACCGACUUCAAUGCCAGAUCGAGAAUCAUGAGGGUGCUUUAGCGACGAGUGCCGGUAUACCUGCCAGCUCUUUCGCCGGCACGCUGAAGAAAAUACCGCCGGAAAAACCACCACGGACAUCCUUGAUAAUGCAGUCGCCAGAAGCCGAGAGUAAUCGCAGCCAACCAGCCAUUGGAUUAAAGCAGACGCCGAAAGCACGGCCAACUAUUUUCGGGACAGUAGCCUCGGAUCUGAACCCCAAGGAUGGAAAUAGCCGCAAGAGUUUACCGCAAACACCAGCCGGCGGUGCUGGUGGAAAAGCAGGCGCGAGUGGAACCGGUUCAAGUGCUGGGAUGGUCAAUGGUGCUGGUACCGAUCAUGAAAACAUCCGGGAUGGUGCUGGCAUAGAUACAGAGCUCGCUUUGGUGUACCGAGACGGCAACCUCGUCUCAGGCUCUCUUGAGGCGUUGGUACAGCACAUGGUGCCUACGGAGGAAUAUUAUCCCGAUCGGGCGUACCUCUUUGCCUUUUUGCUGAGCGCCAGGCUCUUCAUCAAGCCGCACGAGCUUUUGGGCGAGGUUUGCGCUCUCUGCGAGCAUCAGCAAAAUCUGAAUGGAGAGGGCGGUAAGGAACGACUGCACCGUUUCGUGCCGCGGCUGGUGCAGCUGCUUGCGGAAUGGACGGAAACAUUCCCGUACGACUUUCGAGACGAGAGGGUGAUGGGCCAUGUCAGAUCCAUCACGCAGAAAGUCGCUGCGGUCGACGCCGCGGCUAGGCAGGAAGUUUCGGCAUUGCUGCAAAACUUACUGCUACGGCUGACGGCCUUGGAAAGGUACGAGGAGGGCCUGGCCAGACUGGCGACCGAGGCAGCGACGGAGCAGCUUACACAGGUGGACAUUACAGAACUUUGUCCAUCAGCUACUGUGCUGGCACAACAAUUGACCCAUGUGGAACUCGAGAGACUCUCUUACAUCGGACCCGAAGAAUUUGUACAGGCUUUUGCCAAAGAAUCACCGCAUUUAGAAACGUCCUUCAAAGAUAUGAAGAAGACCCGGAAUCUCGAAUCGUACGUUCAAUGGUUUAACAGAUUGAGCUACUUUGUAGCAACGGAAGUUUGCAAGCAUGCAAAGAAGAAGCAACGCGUUCGUGUUGUCGAAUAUUGGAUCGAGACUGCCCGAGAAUGCUUUAACAUUGGCAACUUCAAUUCCCUGAUGGCGAUCAUCGCCGGCCUUAACAUGUCCCCUAUAUCUCGUUUGAAGAAGACGUGGUCGAAAGUACAAUCCGCCAAGUUCUCAAUUUUGGAGCAUCAGAUGGAUCCUAGCAGCAAUUUCAGCAGCUAUCGUAGCACGUUAAAGGCCGCAAUGUGGCGUAGCGCUGGUGCUACAGACGAACGUCAACGGAUCGUAGUGCCCUUCUUCAGCCUUCUCGUUAAGGAUCUGUAUUUCCUUAACGAAGGUUGCAGCAACAAAUUGCCGAACGGUCAUAUCAACUUUGAGAAAUUCUGGCAGCUGGCGAAGCAGGUAACUGAAUUCAUCGCGUGGAAGCAAGUUGCCUGUCCAUUCGAGAAGAAUCCACGCGUCAUUGCCUUCCUUCAGGCGAGUCCUGUGCUAACAGAAAAUACACUUGCGCUAGCGUCUUUCGAGUGCGAACCUCCCGACAACAAUCCGGAAAAGGAACGUUAUAAAGCUUUAAAAUCUGAGAUGAAUGCCCAGUGAAAGCGAGCUAUGCCGAAACCUGCCGAAUGGGAACGGUAUUGAUAUAGAUAUACAUGUGAAGAUACAUUUAUAAAUAUUAAUAUAUUCAUAAUCGUAGUUAGUUUAUCCGUGAAGAAGAUGAUGAGAGGAAAAGAUGAAGAGCGGAUGGAAGAUCGACAAUGGACUAAAAUAUUACCGGGGCGACCUGUGAGAUUAGGUAUUUCUUGUCUUGCGAAUUUUUGUGUAUGAUCAAAAAUUUUCAAUAACGAAUUGACAUUAUCAUAAAAUGUCAUCUAAUGGCGAUCUAUACAAUCUUGUUACAUUUUUGUGUAUUUAAUUUAUUUAUUUAUUUCAACUAUGCAUAUACAGCUUAAAUGUCUUAUUUAAUUCUCCCGGUUUUAAUUUGAACGAAUAUAAGUUUUUACAUAAAUUAUUUGUCAUUUGCAAAGCAUUUAUUUAUCGCGAAAAAAAUAUUAUUUUUACAGUACACAAUAGUUAUAAAUUUUAUUUAAAAACUCUAACAAUAUAAUCAUCUGACAUUUGCAUCUAAAGGGCAAUCAAUGUUAAAAUGGUCAAUGAAUGAGAUUGUACAGAUCGAUAAAUUCCGAUAACAUUCGUGGCAAUUAUAAAUCGAUGCAUUUCAAUAACAAAAAAUUAUUACGGUCAUCGUGGCGUGAAUAUUGAGUUAAGCACGUCUGGAGGAUGAUUGUGAAAUUCGCUCGACAAUGUCGCGUAGCCGUAAGUAUAGUUCCUAAGCCUUUGAUCCGUUGGCAGCUUUUCUCUCGAGCGCGAGAAUCGGAAUCGCGCGAUAUCUUUAUUAUACUUCCGGACAAUUUCCGGAUACGAUGCAAAGAUUUCGGGCCACCACCGCUUGAGAAAGACGCGAUCGGCGUGUUCGAUCUUUUGUACAUAGUCCUUUUGAUAUACGCUAACAGACUUUUAGGUGUGUGAGAAUUAGGGUCGUUCCUGUAGAUGAGUAAGACCGCGCGAUAAACUUGAGAGAUAGGUCGUAAGAAAAUAUCGUUAUGCACGUACUUAAGAGAAAUCUGCAACCAAAUCGCGAAAAAGAUGAAUCGAGGCGAGGAAUAAUUCGAUGAAAUAUCGGCGAAUCGACAUGGCUCGGCCGUGUUUUUUCAUGCAUUUGACAGAUUGGUUCGAGUAAAUAAAUAGUCGUCGUUUCCGUUUCUCCUGUGACGCACGCAAGUAUGAUCCGUGAACGAAAAAUUUAACAUAAAAUUUACAGAUUCGCGCGCGAUCAAAAUAAAUUCGAUUGUAAUAAUUUUCUGUGAAUAAAAUAAAGAUGGGAGAGAAAUGCUUUGAGAACACAUUUUAAAGCUUUUUACGAUUAUAAAUUAUUCUUGCAAAAUUAUAUGACAUAUUACAUAAAUUUACGGAAAUAUGUUCACAAUUCGUCAAUAUAUUUAUUACAACAUAAUUUAAAUCAACGAAUGACUAACUAUCGUGAAAAAUUCAUCGAUGAAAUAUGCUUUGCAUAUUUCAUCGAAUGCAUUUGUGUGAAUGCCAAAAAAAAUUAGAUUAUUUUAAAAAAUUGGCAAACUGCCUUUUACCGGAAUAAAUUAGGCUCGGUAUUAAAAAUUGACGUGAUUAUUAAUAAACAUUGAAAUGUAAUAUACCGUGCCUUUGAUUGAACACAGGAAAAAUAUACUAAAAAUUUAAACAUUAUAAAAAAAUAUGAAAUAUUAAACAUCAAAAUGGUAUUAACGCGUGCGUCACUGUUCUUUCCGCAAAAUUACAUAUAUUUUCCCCAAAAUCAAUGUCUUCGUAGCAAGUGAAAAUACAGAUCUGCCAUAAAAUACGUCAGAAAGAAAAAAAAGAAAAAGAGAGAAUGAGAGAGCGAAA
Molecule: messenger RNA, 6750 nt
Organism: Nylanderia fulva
Lineage: Eukaryota; Metazoa; Arthropoda; Insecta; Hymenoptera; Formicidae
Source: RefSeq, a predicted model, not a curated record